CACACAUCACGCCGGUCCAACAGAUAGAGUGGCAUAUCCUGCUGUAGUAGAAGGACGUUUACGAUGGCUGUAGGAUUUGCGUCACAACAUUUGCAUGCAAAUUGAAAGCUGUAAAACAAAUCCCGUUGUGCUACACACACUGCGUGCUAAACGACAAAUCAGCGUGUGCGACGGGCUGUUGUUGUAUUUUCCGUUUGGCUCCAUCCCUGCGCGUCAUGCACAGAGUUUUAAGCAUCCAGAAUCGUAAACAUUCCUUAUCGUGGAUCGUCGUCGCUGGUAUGCAACCGUGUGCUGAUUUAUCUUUAACAUUUUCCCCACGAUUAAUGCCGUCAAAGCAUCCCAAUCUUAUGGCUUCGGAUCUGCACAUUGUCAAUCCCCGCGAUGCAUCGCUGCCGCCGCCGCUGUCUGCGGUGUUCACAGACUCUUAUGCCUACAAGACAGUUCAGAACAGGAUGCCAGUGAUUCUGACGAAAAUCGUUGACCAUCUGAGUCGUCAUAAAUCUGAAGUCUACGACGGGGAAGAAGCUAGCAACCAUCUGGGAACUCAUGGAACCGCGGCUCAAGAGGCUUGGAACGCGCACCGUAAAGAAGCCGAAGAGGAACUGAAGGAAAUCAUCGGCGCCAUUGCCAAGUUGCGUAAUGAACUGCAAACCAAUAAGCCCAUUACUCCGCUUCCGUUGGCUGCGUCAGCGGAUGCAUUGCCGUUGGGUGGUGAUGAUAUUCCUGAAUGGAAUGACGCAUUGGAUUCCCCGUUAGCCCGCAAUCUCCUGAACCCCACCGAUAAGCCCAAAUGGUUUGAAUCGGCAUGGUUAUUUGUGGAAUCCUACAUGUACCGUCGCGUAAUGUGGUGCAUCCAACGAACAAAACAUUUGCACGAUUUGGACCCAUUUAAAUGGCAGAAAGCAGAUUCUAUCAAAGAUAACACGCAAAAUAUCCAUGGAAUUUUGGAUUAUCUUGAUAGCACAUUGGAAAUUGUAGCAGAACUUGAAGGGAAAUUUUCUGAUGGAGUGAAGGAAAAUUUUGAAAAUUUGUUAAGGCUGUCCUUAUGGGGAAAUAAAGGGGAUCUGUCGCAUUCGGCUGGAAAGGAACCAACCGAGACCAAAGAGCACGAUCCUCAUGAAGUUCAGCAGAAAAUGAGCGAAGUAUUAGUUGUGGACGAAAGCGCCACCGUCUGGCAAUACUUAGUUCGCAUCAACAACCGCCAACCACAGUCUCCUAUCAGGAUUGAUAUUAUCUGUGAUAAUUACGGUCUGGAACUGAUUACCGACUUGGUACUGGGUGAAUUCUUAAUUGUUUCCGGCUUAGCCUCACAGAUCCGCUACCACGUCAAACGAAUGCCCUGGUUUGUGUCUGACACUACCAUUCCUGACUUCAACCGGACCCUCGAUCUCAUCAACGAGCAUGAUGGGAAAUUUGGAGAUAAAUGGAUGAAAUAUAUCGAAGAAGGCAAAUUUCUCGUUCUCAGUGACCCGUUCUGGUCGCUACCGUAUGAAUAUGAUUAUAUGUUAGAAAAGGCGCCGGAUUUGUACAGAGCACUGGAGAAGUCUACUCUGAUAAUUCUGAAAGGGGAUCUUAAUUAUCGCAAACUGGUGGGAGAUUUAGCAUGGUCACCGGUGACGACAAUGCAGACAGCGGUGAGGAGAUUUUUUCCCUCUUCACUAUGCGUGUUGCGGGGUCUUAAAGCGGAAACGGUGGUCGGAUUAAGAGAUGGGCUAUCCGAAGAAAUGGCUAAACUGGAAACGGAUUGGAUGUCGUCCGGGAAUUUCGCUGUAAUACAGUUUUUAGAGAAAUCGUCUUGAGAUUUCAUGGUUCACCCUUUUUCGGAUUGCCUGGUAGUAUUGAGCCUUAUUUUGCACUCCCUUUUUCACUGUCUUGCUUGACAGUUUUGGUUUUUGGCAAAACUUGAUUGUGUAAGCACUUCGCUCUUUAAUUGUUGUCAGUGAGAAAACCUUGAAAAGUACCGAAUUGAAAAGUUGGUGUAAGUUCAGAGUGGAAACCUAACCUAGACUGGAAAUACUGAAAUUGGAAAUGACAGCGGUAAUGCGAGAUUUCAGCGUAGCUUUAUUUUUAACAGGAAAUUUUUAGGACAAAG
Messenger RNA from Paramacrobiotus metropolitanus, 2092 nucleotides. RefSeq names its product damage-control phosphatase ARMT1-like. Gene Ontology annotation, cellular component: nucleus; cytoplasm. The record is from RefSeq and is a predicted model, not a curated record. NCBI's taxonomy places the organism in Eukaryota, Metazoa, Tardigrada, Eutardigrada, Parachela, Macrobiotidae. The coding region runs from base 216 to 1799 and encodes 527 amino acids. Gene Ontology annotation, molecular function: phosphatase activity. Gene Ontology annotation, biological process: DNA damage response. The transcript is spliced from 5 exons.